This is a messenger RNA of Thecamonas trahens ATCC 50062, 1161 nucleotides long. RefSeq lists its product as uncharacterized. The transcript has 2 exons. Lineage: Eukaryota; Apusomonadida; Apusomonadidae. The coding region runs from base 1 to 1161 and encodes 386 amino acids. The record is from RefSeq and is a predicted model, not a curated record.
AUGCCGCCCAGUGACAUCCUCAUUUCUUCGCCCAUGUCAAGUCCUACCAUGCUUGGCAACCAGGGCAAGAAGGCCUGGCAUGUCAAUCCCAUCGAUCUGACACACCAGACAUCGGCCGCCACCUUUGGUCUCCUCUCGGCGGUCGGGCCAGAUGCACACGCCAUGAUCGUCCUCGCCAACGCGGACGAUGGCCUUGUGUACGCCAACAUGUCGGCCGCCCCCGUGGGAUUUUCGCAGCCACUCGUGCCGGUCUAUCCCGGUAUCCAUCCGUCGGCCCUGGUCAUGACCGCCAUCUCCGCCCCACAUCCUGCGCAGGACUUGGUCAUGGUACUGCCAGGCGAGGCAGAGAGCAGUCCGGACACUCUCGCGUGGAUGGCCAAUACUCAUGGCAGCGGGCAUGAGUUGUCGACGCCCAUUCCCGUCUUCUCCAACGCCAGCAUGAGCCGGCCGAUCCUCGCCGACGUCGACGGCGACGGCCUCGACGACGUCCUCGUCUUCAGCUCUUCAUCACCUGCUGUCUGGCUUGUUCGCAACAAGGGCUCUGACGGUGGUCUCGACGCGCCAGUCCUCGUCUACCAAGGCCCGGUAGAGGCAACGGUCACCGCGAUUGCCGUAGGCCAUUUCCCUGGCCCUCGCGCCGACAUCAUCGUCGCCGUUGAAAACUCGUCCGUGCCGACUGCCUUUGUCGUCCGCGUUGUCCAGACUGCACCGAUGACCUUUGUUGUCGGCGAGUACAUCGCCGAGCCUGGCACAAUUGGAAGCCAGGUGCCUGACAUGGUCACUGUCCCGGCCCUUGUCCCAGACGGGCCCGACACGCUCAUCAUCUCAGCCUACACAUUGGCCAAGAUCUUCCAGCUGACGCCCACCGGAUCGGCGGCGUGGAACCGGACCACCAUCCCAAGCAAGACUGGCGCGGUUCGGCUUCUUGUCUCCAACCUCUUUGACUCGCCGUCUGCGCCUGGUCGUGAUCUUGCUGCCAUGGGUCUCAUUGCGGUCAUGGCCUACCCUGCCACCAGUGUCCCCACACCUAUCAUUCUCGCCGCAGUCGGCGCCGUCGUCGUAUGCGGCCUGGUGCUCGCCAUGGUCUUUAUCAUCCGCCGCCGUCGCAACAGCCAGCGCUUGGAGCGAUCCCCUCUCCUCGGCAUCAACCGCGGCGCCUAA